GAGUGAAGCAGAGUUUUUCUCAAGGGUGUUGACAUAUUUCGGGAGUGUGGCGCCGACACCAGUGCGAUGUUACGCUUGAAGGUCCUUCCUAUGCCGUAAAACAAACUGCCUGUCUCAAUCCCUGGAGAAUCCCCAACGGAAGAUUGUCAGUGCCGAUCAGCCUGAGGGAGAUUAUAUUGCAGAAUAUGGAUGGCUGAUACUUGGUGUGCCGAGUCCAACGAAGCGAAGCAAGUACUCUAGUUGCUGAUCAUCGAGUACCGAUGUUUAGUAAAUAAUCGCCUUAGGAGGCAGCGGUGACAUGAAAUAACUAUUAGUGCAAUAUUUCCCAACAGGCAUCACCCAUCGGCCGCUUCCGGAGGGAAGCAGACCAGAGUCAGCCGGCAUGGGAACCGGGACUUCUACGAUCUCAUUUCUUUUGGGCCUCCCCCUCCACCGACCCUCUGCCACCGCUGCUCUUCCAACUCCCAAUAUCUUCGCCAACGCCACCACUAGUUGCCUCUCCCGUCCCUUUCCUGAGACAAGUGAGAUGACUGCGUUUAUGAUCCGGUUAAGACUGGAGCAUUGGCGACGGCGUCACACCCUCGAUCGUGCUAGGCUCACAUCGGCCCCGUCGGGUCGGACGCCACAUCUUUUACAUAGCAUUGACCAGUAUAUUUCAUGGUCGUAUUCGUAUUGAUAUUCUCCACCAGGUAAGGAAGUAUCGAGUUGGUUUGCAGGGAAAAGGUCUAGCAGAUUAGGGUUGAAUUUUUGACGAAAAGAAGAGAAAGUCGGAACCGGGCCAUAGCCGUGCGUCCAUUGUUGAGGUAGUGCGGGGGAGGGGUGACGAUGAAUUUGUGCAUGCGGUAGAAGAGAAAGGGAAAGGAAUAUAGUACAGGGGAGGAAGUUCAACGAACGUUAAUAAACAUUUGAUCUACUUGUAGGAGAGAAGAU
Cantharellus anzutake is the source of this 930-nucleotide messenger RNA. RefSeq lists its product as uncharacterized. The transcript has a single exon. Lineage: Eukaryota; Fungi; Basidiomycota; Agaricomycetes; Cantharellales; Hydnaceae. The record is from RefSeq and is a predicted model, not a curated record. The coding region runs from base 383 to 676 and encodes 97 amino acids.